CAUACGCGCAAUUUGACCAAGAAAUUACAACUUAUAUAUAUGUGUAAUUAAAGGGAUCCUUGACCUAUUUAUUACUAAGCAUAUCGAUUAUAAGAGAGUGAAGAGAGAGAGAGGAUAUCGAAGAAAAUGGCAACGAUGGGAGGCAUUAGCCAAGUAGAGGGAAGCCAGAACAGUGAUACCAUUAAUAGCCUUGCCCGUUUUGCUGUUGAUGAGCACAACAAGAAAGAGAAUGCAGUUCUGGAGUUUGUGAAGGUGGUAAAUGCAAAACAGCAAGUGGUUUCUGGAAUGGUGUACUACAUCACUCUGGAAGCCAAAGAUGGAGAAAAGAAAAAUGUUUAUGAAACCAAGGUUUGGGUGAAGCCAUGGUUGGACUACAAGGAGAUUCUGGAGUUCAAACUCAUCGAUAAUAUAUGAUGCCCCUAAUGUUGACCUGUGAACCUAAGGCUACCAAAGACAAGGCAUGCAUUUAUAUUUACCAGUGUGAAGACAUCUUCAAAAUUUCCGAAAUUUGAUUCACGUGUUUUUAAUCAAUCCUAAAUAUAAAUUUGUCAUACAUGUAAUCUUUAGUUGUAAUUGUGUAAAGGUGUAUAUAUAAUAUAAUUGCUGAAUAUUUGGGAAGAUGUAAUUCAUGUGUAAAUAAUCAAAAAUAUUUGUCGUAUGCAUAUCAAUUUUCUUAUUA
Molecule: messenger RNA, 679 nt
Organism: Cajanus cajan (pigeon pea)
Lineage: Eukaryota; Viridiplantae; Streptophyta; Magnoliopsida; Fabales; Fabaceae
Product: cystatin
Molecular function (GO): cysteine-type endopeptidase inhibitor activity
Source: RefSeq, a predicted model, not a curated record